ACCGUUGGCCGCGCUCUCCGCCGACUGUUUCGUUUUCGUUGUUCCGGGUCAGUCGUGUUGCCUUGUCGAUGUCGACGACUGCAGAUCUCUUGUCAGCAUUUAAAAAGGAUUUGGAAAGUCUCAAGGAUAACGAUAAAUAUAGGAUAAAUGCACUCACUAUCUUUGCUCGGGACCACAAAGAUGCUGUAGGAGUUGCUGAUAACAUUGUUGAACUAACCCUGAAACAUGUACAAAUGGUGAGUUACUGGGUUUCCGAUUCGAUGUUUGUCCUGUGCAUAUUAGCACAGAUGAAAAUAAACCUAAUAAAAUUUUUUGUGAGUUUUGACCUUUUUGUAACAUAUGGGUGCUGGGUUUGGGCGAAGCGAUAAAUGAAUUGCUUAAGCGCUUAAUCUAGCGUUCGUAUGAGGUGUAUUUAUAGAUAGUCGUGUACCGAGCCUAGUGAGACAUUUUCGGGUUCCGUUCUAGAUAUGCAAAGAAAAUAGAUGAUCCUAGAAUUUAGUUCACCUUUCAUUACAGAUACCGGCAGGAUUGAAGUUGCUUGGCUUGUACGUAAUCGACUCUAUAGUUAAGAAUGUAGGCAUUCCCUACAGGAAACUGUACACUGCUAACAUUGUUGACGCGUUUGUACAUUCGUUUCAAUCGGUAAGUUUCACCUGUUGCUUGCGUUAAUGCAGUUUGUUUAGAUACGGGAUGAAAAGGGAAGGUUGAAGCUAUACAAUUUGCGGACAACGUGGAAGGACAUAUUUCCUAACUCUAGAAUGUACGAACUAGAUAUACGAGUUCGUGAACACGAUCCAGCAUGGCCUCUACUUGCCACUGCUCCUGAGGCCAAGACUGCGUUCAGAUCACUUCCCAGUGUUCCGAAGAUCCAAAACAAACCUGAAACCCCAGUCGUGAAAUCAGAAGAGAAGUCAGCUCAGCCUGCACCUAAUACAGUCAUUUCGGCGUCACGUGAUCCACGACUUAACAGGAAAAGAAAGUCGUCUCCUAAGGAAUCCACUGUUUGCACAGAAGAGUUCCUUAUUGAUCGUUCUGGUGAUCAAAAAAUGGAGUCUAUCGCUCGAAAACAAGGUAAACAGGCAGCAUCCAGUGAGUUACCAAAGAAGGUUAUGCUGUUUGGCGGUGAGGACCGUGAUAUGCGUUCUCAGAACAUGCUUACACCCUCUCCUGCAAAAUCAUCAGCUUGGUCGGAUUACAUUGGCAAGCACAGCGAGGUUUGUUCUCGGCGUGAUACAAAAGAUGUUGAUAUGAGAUUCGCACUUACAGAACCCACACCUAGUACCACUACAAAUAACGCAGAUGCUGGUAGACUAUCGAAGUUACCGAUAGACCCACCAGUUCCCAGACAGGCUGUUGAGCCUGCUCCGAUGAUCCCACCCGUCCCUAGAUUUGAUAAACCACCAAAUGACUGCCUACCACCGAAUGACCUCUCUGCAGGGAAGGUAAUCAGUAACGUUAGCACCGACGUCGCACCUCAUGGGGAACCCUUAGCUUCAGAAAAUAUUCCACCACGCAACCCUAAGAUGGUUAAUUUCCCUCCCAUGAAGGACCACCUACCACCACCUCGAGUGCCAAUAGAUCCGUACAUGUCAGAUAUUCCCAGAGACAGACCACCUAUAACCCCGUCGUCAUACCAACCUGUAAUACCACAUCACCGUGGUCCUCCGAUUCGAGGUCCUGUAUGGAGUGUUGAGAUCAAUGGUUUCCCGGACAUGGUGAAUAUUGGUGUUGAUCCCCGUAUGCUCAGUCUUGUUAGUCACCCCAAGCCGCCCAGACGAAUAACUAUUGAUGGACAGCAGUUCACACUCUUAUUGGACAGAGUACAACCGCUAAUAGCAAUUGGAGAACGCAUCCAUGCUGUAAGGUUUCGCUGUGAAUUUGCUACAGUUGUGAUUGAUGGUCGGUGUUUCAAUAUCCCUGGAACAGGCUUCACUAGAGUUGCCAUCGGACCUAGAUCGUACGUGGCAUACUUGGGCGGUCCGGGCCACGAACUUGUCAUCGAUGGACGUCCACAUACUGUCCCUACGACGUCCCAUUUGACUUUUAUAAAUGUUGGACUCCAUUCGGUUGGAGUGAAGUUCAUUGGGAAUGUACCAAAGAAUGUUAAUGUUUUACCACCCAUUCCUCCUCGCUUGCUCAAAUGGGCAGGUCAAGGCUUGUUUGGUUCACCUCGAAACUUAUUUAUGGCGCCACUUAAUCCUAUUAAAGAACUUACACGUUUGGCUGAGAACGGUGUCAGUCAAAGAAAUCGCGUCCAGUUUAACAACAGACCUAUGGGGAACGGUACACGACGAUCACCGAAUACAGCGGAAACAGCCAAUACAAACAACCAAUUGAGCAAUAAUAAUAGUAACCAAUUGAAUAGUGUGAACGCCCCACAACCUGCCGCAGUUAGUUCUGAUACGACCACAAAUCCUGUCCCAACCAGGGACGAAAGUUCGUCGAACCAAACUACCCAACCUACAAUUGAUGUUCAUGAGUUGUUCCAGAAAUUAGUGAAGGCUGGCAUAGUGCAGACCACAGAGCCCGUUAAGAAGGCAGAACCUCCUGAACUAGGAAGUUACAGUUGGGAGCGUUUCAAAAACCCCUACAACGUGGAGAUAGAUGCACUUUAUAAUGGUCAUCAAUGCGGUCAGUGUGGUCUACGUUUCCACAGUGAUUUGUCACCAGAAUUCGCCAAGCACCUUGACUAUCACUAUGUGAAGAAUUCAACUUAUGGACAAGAAAGACGGAGUCGUAAUUUCUAUCAGCCUUUGCAGUAUUGGUUAAUCACAGACAUGACACGAGAAGGUGCUCCUCAAUUUGAACCUGGAAGUCCAAUUCACAAUUUGCAAGAGUACAAGUGCGCUGCAUUCGCAGAUCCCUCCAGAAAUGUGUGUGCUGUAUGCUACGAGAACUUUGAAGUAGUUUGGGAUCACGAAGAGGAAGAAUGGAUGCUCCAAGAUGCUAUUCGAGUAGAUGAUAAGGUUUAUCAUCCUAUUUGUCAAGAAGAUGCAGGAAAAGAAUUCCUAGUUAAAGAUGAUAAGAAAUUCGAAUCACCUAAUCCCUCUGAUAAUAAUACUGCAGAUAAAAAUUCUCCUUCAGAAGAUAUUAAAGAAGAUCCAGGCGAUGAUGAAAAUGCAUUUACUUGUGAUGAUUUUACAACAAAUACAGUCGCUAUUCCUGGUCUUUCUCCAUGUACGUCUCCAACACAAUCACAGUCGGAUACAGAAAUUCAGAUGAAAUCGGAACCAGAAUGUGAAUUUGACACUUCCUCCCCAGUGAUGAUAAAAACGGAACCGAUUUCAUGUAAUCCCGCAAUUAGUGCAGAUCCACUAGCUGCAUUGAAAGCUGUUUUAAAAGGUGAUAUAUCUUCUCUUAGCUUACGACCACCUCAUUGACAAUUGAACUAUAGAUUAUUUUAAUCAUACGAUGUACAUAUAUAUAGAUACACACAUACAUACAUACCUAUUACAGAUUUAUGCUCAUGCAUGUGUACGAUAACCUAGCGUGUAAAUAAAUUCACUAUUGGCAAACAACAUUAUAUCCUCACAUAAUGUAAUUUUUGAUGAAAUAUUUAGUGAUUUAACAAAUGCACGGUUUCUAAAUU
Messenger RNA from Trichobilharzia regenti, 3589 nucleotides. The record is from the annotation of a GenBank genome assembly. Lineage: Eukaryota; Metazoa; Platyhelminthes; Trematoda; Strigeidida; Schistosomatidae.